Molecule: messenger RNA, 858 nt
Organism: Gastrolobium bilobum
Lineage: Eukaryota; Viridiplantae; Streptophyta; Magnoliopsida; Fabales; Fabaceae
Exons: 1
Coding region: 41-634 (197 amino acids)
Source: RefSeq, a predicted model, not a curated record
AGUUCAGGAGGCUCUCUAUCCUCCGUUCAAUGCUACUCCGAUGAACCAACCUCAACCCUCUUCGACGGCUUGUGAUGGCUGCGGCGCCACCCAAACCCUAUCUUUAAUCAUCCACAACGUUCGCUACCGAGCCAAAAACCGUCGCUACUGCACCAACUGCGUCCUCAAGCAUCACGUUGGUAUCUUCUGCCCUAUCUGCUUCGAAGUUUUCGACGAUUCCCCUCCGCCUCACCUCCGCGUCAUGUGCUUCCGAUGCCCCACCAUCGCCCACCGAUCCUGUGCGCUCCCCUCCACCACCGAUUCCGCUGCUCCCGCACCCGUUUUUGAGUGCCCGACUUGUGCUGACCCGAACUUUUCCUACUUCAAGAUCCCCGAUCGGAAAUCGGGAGGUGUUGAUGUUCAGUCCGCGAAGGUGCUCGUGGCCGCUGCUCGGAUUGCCGCGACGUCGAUGAGCAAGGCAGCCGCGGCCGCAAGGUUCGAUGCGGAGCGGAGGGCCAAGGAAGCCGCCGCAGCAAGGAAGAAAGCCAGAGAGGCGCUGGAACAGCUGGCGAGUAUCGUGGCGAAGGAGCAAGAGGCUUUGCCGGAACAGAGAGGCGUUUCUUCUGGCCAAAAUGCUGGCCUCCGUGUCACAUGACAUAAUAGCGUACUUCGUUCGUUGCCAUUAAAACUUGCAAUAAAAAUUAGAUUUCUGAUUUGGUUAUAUCAUGUUAUGGAUUUUCCAUCCUUCUUGUGAUUGGCCUAUGCGCUGAUAUUGUGGCAGGUUUUGAUUAGGGCUAGUUCAUCAGGCUGAUUGCAUCAUUCAAAUAUUGAAACUUAAGUUCAGUUACUCUCGUUCUUCCUUAUUCAAAUGGAGUCUUU